AGAAGCUGCUGUAGCUUUAACCAGACAGCUCAGACCUGUCUGGAGGCUGCCAGUGACAGGUUAGGUUUAGGGCAGAGAAGAAGCAAGACCAUGGUGGGGAAGAUGUGGCCUGUGUUGUGGACACUCUGUGCAGAGCAUUUGGGAAAUAAAAGUACACAUAGAAGAAAUCUCAGAUUGCCCCACGAUCUCAGAAUCCACAGCUGCCAGUUUGAGAGCCUCCCUGCCCAUAGAGGAAGGACAAACCAACCUGCGUGUGUGAACUGCCUUCUUCUCCCUAGAGACCAGCACUUUCUCAACACCAGCACAUGUCAGGGUGACCGUCGAUGCCAUCUCUGUGGAAACUCCGCAGGACGUUCUUCGGGCUUCGCAGGGAAAGAGUGUCACCCUGCCCUGCACCUACCACACUUCCACCUCCAGUCGAGAGGGACUUAUUCAAUGGGAUAAGCUCCUCCUCACUCAUACGGAAAGGGUGGUCAUCUGGCCGUUUUCAAACAAAAACUACAUCCAUGGUGAGCUUUAUAAGAAUCGCGUCAGCAUAUCCAACAAUGCUGAGCAGUCCGAUGCCUCCAUCACCAUUGAUCAGCUGACCAUGGCUGACAACGGCACCUACGAGUGUUCUGUCUCGCUGAUGUCAGACCUGGAGGGCAACACCAAGUCACGUGUCCGCCUGUUGGUCCUCGUGCCACCCUCCAAACCAGAAUGCGGCAUCGAGGGAGAGACCAUAAUUGGGAACAACAUCCAGCUGACCUGCCAAUCAAAGGAGGGCUCACCAACCCCUCAGUACAGCUGGAAGAGGUACAACAUCCUGAAUCAGGAGCAGCCCCUGGCCCAGCCAGCCUCAGGUCAGCCUGUCUCCCUGAAGAAUAUCUCCACAGACACAUCGGGUUACUACAUCUGUACCUCCAGCAAUGAGGAGGGGACGCAGUUCUGCAACAUCACGGUGGCCGUCAGAUCUCCCUCCAUGAACGUGGCCCUGUAUGUGGGCAUCGCGGUGGGCGUGGUUGCAGCCCUCAUUAUCAUUGGCAUCAUCAUCUACUGCUGCUGCUGCCGAGGGAAGGACGACAACACUGAAGACAAGGAGGAUGCAAGGCCGAACCGGGAAGCCUAUGAGGAGCCACCAGAGCAGCUAAGAGAACUUUCCAGAGAGAGGGAGGAGGAGGAUGACUACAGGCAAGAAGAGCAGAGGAGCACUGGGCGUGAAUCCCCGGACCACCUCGACCAGUGACAGGCCAGCAGCAGAGGGCGGCGGAGGAAGGGUUAGGGGUUCAUUCUCCCGCUUCCUGGCCUCCCUUCUCCUUUCUAAGCCCUGUUCUCCUGUCCCUCCAUCCCAGACAUUGAUGGGGACAUUUCUUCCCCAGUGUCAGCUGUGGGGAACAUGGCUGGCCUGGUAAGGGGGUCCCUGUGCUGAUCCUGCUGACCUCACUGUCCUGUGAAGUAACCCCUCCUGGCUGUGACACCUGGUGCGGGCCUGGCCCUCACUCAAGACCAGGCUGCAGCCUCCACUUCCCUCGUAGUUGGCAGGAGCUCCUGGAAGCACAGCGCUGAGCAUGGGGCGCUCCCACUCAGAACUCUCCAGGGAGGCGAUGCCAGCCUUGGGGGGUGGGGGCUGUCCUGCUCACCUGUGUGCCCAGCACCUGGAGGGGCACCAGGUGGAGGGUUUGCACUCCACACAUCUUUCUUGAAUGAAUGAAAGAAUAAGUGAGUAUGCUUGGGCCCUGCAUUGGCCUGGCCUCCAGCUCCCACUCCCUUUCCAACCUCACUUCCCGUAGCUGCCAGUAUGUUCCAAACCCUCCUGGGAAGGCCACCUCCCACUCCUGCUGCACAGGCCCUGGGGAGCUUUUGCCCACACACUUUCCAUCUCUGCCUGUCAAUAUCGUACCUGUCCCUCCAGGCCCAUCUCAAAUCACAAGGAUUUCUCUAACCCUAUCCUAAUUGUCCACAUACGUGGAAACAAUCCUGUUACUCUGUCCCACGUCCAAUCAUGGGCCACAAGGCACAGUCUUCUGAGCGAGUGCUCUCACUGUAUUAGAGCGCCAGCUCCUUGGGGCAGGGCCUGGGCCUCAUGGCUUUUGCUUUCCCUGAAGCCCUAGUAGCUGGCGCCCAUCCUAGUGGGCACUUAAGCUUAAUUGGGGAAACUGCUUUGAUUGGUUGUGCCUUCCCUUCUCUGGUCUCCUUGAGAUGAUCGUAGACACAGGGAUGAUUCCCACCCAAACCCACGUAUUCAUUCAGUGAGUUAAACACGAAUUGAUUUAAAGUGAACACACACAAGGGAGCUUGCUUGCAGAUGGUCUGAGUUCUUGUGUCCUGGUAAUUCCUCUCCAGGCCAGAAUAAUUGGCAUGUCUCCUCAACCCACAUGGGGUUCCUGGUUGUUCCUGCAUCCCGAUACCUCAGCCCUGGCCCUGCCCAGCCCAUUUGGGCUCUGGUUUUCUGGUGGGGCUGUCCUGCUGCCCUCCCACAGCCUCCUUCUGUUUGUCGAGCAUUUCUUCUACUCUUGAGAGCUCAGGCAGCGUUAGGGCUGCUUAGGUCUCAUGGACCAGUGGCUGGUCUCACCCAACUGCAGUUUACUAUUGCUAUCUUUUCUGGAUGAUCAGAAAAAUAAUUCCAUAAAUCUAUUGUCUACUUGCGAUUUUUUAAAAAAUGUAUAUUUUUAUAUAUAUUGUUAAAUCCUUUGCUUCAUUCCAAAUGCUUUCAGUAAUAAUAAAAUUGUGGGUGGAAAUUCUUA
Homo sapiens (human) is the source of this 2723-nucleotide messenger RNA. RefSeq names its product glycoprotein A33 (gene GPA33). NCBI's taxonomy places the organism in Eukaryota, Metazoa, Chordata, Mammalia, Primates, Hominidae. The record is from RefSeq and is a predicted model, not a curated record. Bases 590 to 1225 code for a protein of 211 amino acids. Gene Ontology annotation, cellular component: membrane; plasma membrane. The transcript is spliced from 9 exons.